This is a messenger RNA of Dibothriocephalus latus, 102 nucleotides long. Lineage: Eukaryota; Metazoa; Platyhelminthes; Cestoda; Diphyllobothriidea; Diphyllobothriidae. The record is from the annotation of a GenBank genome assembly.
AUGAUGGGUGAUUACUACCGCUAUAAGGCUGAGAACGCUAAAGGCACAGAUCACAAGGAGGUCGUGGACGCAUCGCUUGCAGCCUACGAAGAGGCGACGACG